UCUCUCCUUCUUCUUCCGUUUUCGUGUUUUAUAUUGCGUCAAAGAGUUGAGUCUGGUUCACGUCACAGAGGAGUCGUCGCCUUGUGCCCACACCCUCUGCUAUAAGGCCUACCCUUCCCUCACCUCAGCUCACCCACCCACACCCCCCCCUUCUGCCUCCUCUUCUUGGUGGUGACUCUCCGGACUCACAGCUGCAGAGAUCAUGGAACAUGGGCUGUUUUAGCUGGGGAGUGAUCUUGAGCUUGGGGAAAAGGGACGCCCUCCCUGUUGUUCGUAUUGUCUUCUUUCUCGGUUCGCACACAUGGAGAGCAAGCCAAGCUUCUCGAGGCAUGGAGUGCUGAGGCUCCCCCCUGGGUUCAGGUUCCACCCCACUGAUGAAGAGCUUGUGGUUCAGUACCUCAGGAGGAAAGUCUUCUGCUGCCCCUUGCCCGCCUCCAUCAUCCCCGAGAUCAACCUCGCAAAACUCGAUCCAUGGGAUUUACCCGGUGGGUGCGAGGAGGAGAGAUACUGCUUCAAUCUGAGGGAGGCAAAGUACCGGAACGGGAGCUGGUCGAACCGGGCGGCCAGGUCCGGGUACUGGAAGGCCACGAGGAAGGACAAGCAGAUCACAUCUCCAAGGUGCAGCCAGGUUGUGGGAAUGAAGAAGGUUUUGGUCUUCUAUAGAGGGAAGCCUCCCACCGGGACCAAGACUGAUUGGGUCAUGCAUGAGUACCGGCUUGCCGGCACCGAGUCUACAGCCCAGAGACAUAACUCAACUCAUAGCGGAGAUUGGGUACUCUGUCGCAUUUUCAAGAAGAAAAGAGCUACCAAGAUGGAUGUUGAGACUGAAGAAGGGGACGAAUUGCCAGUUACAAAUAGUGGCAUUGACUUCAUGGGACAGAGAGAUAGAGAUCAAAAUCAUUCUUCGUCCUUGUCCGAAUCAAGCUGCAUCACCGAGCUCUCUGAUGGAUCCAGCAAUGGGGAGGAAACCAGUUCUCGCAGUUCAAUUCCACAAGGAAGUGAGUCCUAGAAAUUCUCUGCGUCAGUGUUCCAAAUUUAGAGCCUCCUUUUUUUCUUGGAAGCCAAAAUCCAAAUAAACUUUGAGCUAUUGACUCUAGGAAUUCUAGUCUCCCUCUCCUGUAAGUGGUUCCUUUACCAACCUAAUUGCAAGAGAGCUCUGUGGAGCAGAAGGAACCAAUGUUGUCACCUAAUGAAACAUAUGUUUCAUCAAGUCCAAUGCUGCCUCAGUUGAUCAACUUUUCUUUCCCAAUCAAAGCUAUGUGAACAAUGAAGCGGUGGAAUGCUUUUUUUC
This is a messenger RNA of Musa acuminata AAA Group (dessert banana), 1291 nucleotides long. Its product is annotated as NAC domain-containing protein 83. The transcript is spliced from 3 exons. Gene Ontology annotation, biological process: regulation of DNA-templated transcription. The record is from RefSeq and is a predicted model, not a curated record. Lineage: Eukaryota; Viridiplantae; Streptophyta; Magnoliopsida; Zingiberales; Musaceae. Gene Ontology annotation, molecular function: DNA binding. The coding region runs from base 302 to 1009 and encodes 235 amino acids.